CUUUUCUCUAUGAGUUUUUCGAACUUUGUUUUUAUUUUAAUGUUUUUACGAAAUCUACGAAAAAGAAAGCCAAAACUGCAAUUAAUCCGCUCUUAUCUGCAAACUUUAAUCACUAUGCAUUAGUGGUGUAUUUGUGUUUAUGAAUUAAAAGUUCCACAUUAUUCAAAUAAAUGGAAUCCCGGGUACUUGACAACAUACUGAGUUUGCUCCUCAACUUUAUGUUCCCGCUCAAAAUGCUGCUUCGUGCCUACUCACUGUGCAUCUUGCUGAUUGACAUAGCGUGGGUGGUGGUCAAUGCCAUCUGCGCUAUAUUCCAAUCAACUUAUGAGCUCUUCAAACCUCCACCACUAAAAUCGGUUAAACUGGAGACUGCCCUGAUAAUUGGUACCGGAAGAGGAGUGGGCCGUGAGCUUGCGAUCCAGAUGGCAAACCUAGGCGCAAUAGUAAUUUGUGUCGACAAAAACCAGACCAACAACCAAGAUACUGUUGAUUUCAUCAAAAGCAAAGGCGGUUCAGCUAUCAGCUACCUGUGUGAAAUAACCAGGAAAGACAAUGUGGACGAUUUGGCAGCCAAAAUAAAGAAAGAACUGGGAUUUGUCAGCAUGCUCUUCUAUUGUUGCGGAAUUCCCAGUCCAAGGUCUUUGUUGACGAAGCCACCUCAAGACAUUCAUGAGACUUUGGACCUUACGCUAACUUCUUAUUACUGGCUCAUAGAUCAAUUCAUGCCAGUCAUGAAAGCUAAAAACCACGGCCACAUUGUAGCAUUGACAUCAGUAGCUGGCCUGAGCUACAUUAAAGAUCAGAUACCACUAAGCGUCGCGCAGUUUGCAGUACAGGGCCUGGCCGAAUCUCUGAUGGAAGAUCUGAGGAUGAACAAGAUUGAUGGAGUUUAUGUCACUCUUAUACAUAUCUACCCAUUCAUUGUUAACAAUGAUAACACUGACUUGAGACUGAGAAUACCAAGCUACUUCGGCACGAUAACGGCGUCGCAGGCCGCAGAAUCCAUCUUGGAUAGCGUGCGGCGUUCGCGCGCAGAAGCAUCAGUACCAAAACGGUUGCUUGGUCUCGCGCGCCUGUUGCGAGUGUUGCCACGCCGCGCUACUGCCUUGCUGCGAGACUUACUUGACACCGGCGUGGACUUCGCGUGACAGUCGCGUGUUAACUUAGAGCCCUCGCCCACGGCGACUUUUUGUAGCGAUGCAGUUGUACUGCUGUAGCGCUUUAGUAGCGCGUUGGCAUCACUUCUGUAGUGCGUUGCAAAUGCGACUAACGCGCGUUAGUAGCGAUGCGAAACGCACUCGUUUACGAAACGCCGUGUGGGCGAGGGCCCUUAGCAUAUUAUUAUACAAUUUAGCCACCAAUGAGAUUUGUGGGUCUCAGUGCUGCAAAGUUAGUCAAUAUUGAGGCCAAAACUUGUUUUAAGAAAAUUACUAUCUAGAAUUUGAUGUGGAGCUUGGACUUUGUCUCUGUAAGGUCAAUGAUAGUUAAUUUAUCAUAAACAACAAAAACCCUUCUUAAAAGCAUAAGUGAAAAUGAGAUAAGCAUUUAAUUGAAAAGUUUAAUUAUUGUAAGAGACUGAAUAUUUGUAUUUUAAUGGUUGCAUUUGCUAUUAGAUAAGAUAUAGGUAUAUAUUUUAUAUGAUGUUUAUAUUUUACUAGACAAAAUUUAAUACCAAAAAUUUAAACUUAUGGGACAUUUUUAUGGAUUAAAAUGAUAGUGAUUUGUA
Ostrinia furnacalis (Asian corn borer) is the source of this 1726-nucleotide messenger RNA. Its product is annotated as epidermal retinol dehydrogenase 2. Gene Ontology annotation, molecular function: oxidoreductase activity, acting on the CH-OH group of donors, NAD or NADP as acceptor. Gene Ontology annotation, cellular component: lipid droplet. The transcript is spliced from 6 exons. NCBI's taxonomy places the organism in Eukaryota, Metazoa, Arthropoda, Insecta, Lepidoptera, Crambidae. The coding region runs from base 171 to 1148 and encodes 325 amino acids. The record is from RefSeq and is a predicted model, not a curated record.